This is a messenger RNA of Dinoponera quadriceps, 1053 nucleotides long. RefSeq names its product BET1 homolog (gene Bet1). Gene Ontology annotation, biological process: vesicle fusion with Golgi apparatus; endoplasmic reticulum to Golgi vesicle-mediated transport. The coding region runs from base 409 to 750 and encodes 113 amino acids. The record is from RefSeq and is a predicted model, not a curated record. Gene Ontology annotation, molecular function: SNAP receptor activity. Lineage: Eukaryota; Metazoa; Arthropoda; Insecta; Hymenoptera; Formicidae. The transcript is spliced from 5 exons. Gene Ontology annotation, cellular component: Golgi trans cisterna; SNARE complex.
CGUUUAAAUAUCCAGCUUAAAUGCCAUUUAAAUCUUAACUCCUAACCUAACCUAACGGGACCAUCGUUCGUGGACUCGCGAUUACACGUCACUGCGCUGUUGCGGUGUGACGUUGACAUAUACUGAUAUAUAUUAUUAUUGUAUCAUCUAUUGUCCGAUUCUGCCAGGACUGUUUACAUGCAAUCGAGUCUCAAGUUGACAUAUCACACAGUUGGUUUUCAUGGACUACAUAUUUUUUAAGUGGAACGAUAUAUCACAUACAUAACUGGGACAUGCUUUAAUGUAUCAUCCCUCCUCUAAUUGAAUAGGGCAAAGUAAAAUAAUUGACGAGAUUGCAAAGUGUUUUGUCGAGCGAUAAUUCCCCACCCCCACCUGUUUGUUUACUAAGUUGUCAAGAUUGCUAACAAAAUGCGAAGAUCUCAUUCUGGUGGUUAUGGCUAUGAGCCGUUACCAAGUACAUCUUCUCACAAUGCUAUGGAGGAUGAGAACGAGAGGAUGACUGAGGAGUUAAAAGAUAAAAUUCAUGCGUUAAAAUCGUUGUCCAUUGACAUUGGCACUGAAGUAAAGUACCAAGACAAAAUGUUGAGAUCUAUGGACGAUGACUUUGAGAGAACAGGUGGUUUCUUGUCUGGUUCGGUGGCACGUGUGUUACGUCUGGCAAAAGCAGGACACAAUUAUUACAUUCUAUACCUAUUCCUGUUUUCCAUAGCAGUGUUCUUCGUAUUGUGGAUAGUUUUGAAACUUAAAUGAUUGUACCUAAGAUUUAUGACUAAAAGGAAAUGUAUAUAAUACGUAAUUAAGAUAAAAAUAUGAACAUUGUAAUAUUAUACAUAGACGGAGGAAAAGGGUGGAAGUGUUAGCUUAGAUCUUUUACAUUAUUUCACUGUGAUGGUGACGAAAAAACAAUAAGAAAUUAUUCACGUCAUAUUUAUUCAAAUCGUUUUCAUAUGUGCGUUGUCAUAUCAUUCUUAAGUAAAUAUUUGUUAUCUCAUUAUCUAAAAGGUAAUAUAUUGAAAUUAUCUGUUUCACAAAUCUUAUUAUGUUAAAAUGAAA